AGUCUGCAGUUUGCAUAUUGCAGUCGCCGAUUGGAAUACACUUGCUCGUAAGUAAACGGAUCUACCUGGUCUUGAAAGUAAGUGUAAGAGUGUAGAUGUAUGCACACUGUUGUCGUGGCAAUGGUGAAGCAAGUUGAGAGUUUUGUUUACUUAAUAAGCUUGGGGGGGGAGCGGCAGUGCGGCAGGCAUCGGGCGAUAAACCAAAUUGGAAGUUUGAAAAUCGAUCCUGACAGCCAACAAAGAUCCGAUCGGUUGAACGCCUUUGACAGGAGGAGAAAAAAACGUCCGGCCGAGUCAUUCCAUUGGUCUUUCUUUGGCCUGUGGACGCGUUUCAUAGGCCGCUCUAGAACGUGCAAGAAGGACCCCAAGAAAAGGAGUGACGGGUGGAUCUGAUCUGGCCCAGUUGGGUCCCGUUCGAUGGUCGAAAGAGGGACGAGAGGGACAAGAGGGGUAUGAUGUCAGAUUCUCUUUGGUUGGAAAGAGAGCCUCGCCCACCUGUCUACUGUGUACCACAACAAUGUUUUUUUUUCGGUAACUAUCUCUUUGC
Colletotrichum phormii is the source of this 547-nucleotide messenger RNA. RefSeq lists its product as uncharacterized. The transcript has a single exon. The record is from RefSeq and is a predicted model, not a curated record. The coding region runs from base 100 to 393 and encodes 97 amino acids. NCBI's taxonomy places the organism in Eukaryota, Fungi, Ascomycota, Sordariomycetes, Glomerellales, Glomerellaceae.